Messenger RNA from Trametes versicolor FP-101664 SS1, 6336 nucleotides. RefSeq names its product Not1-domain-containing protein. The transcript is spliced from 17 exons. Gene Ontology annotation, molecular function: molecular adaptor activity. Bases 1 to 6336 code for a protein of 2111 amino acids. Gene Ontology annotation, cellular component: CCR4-NOT core complex; P-body. Lineage: Eukaryota; Fungi; Basidiomycota; Agaricomycetes; Polyporales; Polyporaceae. Gene Ontology annotation, biological process: nuclear-transcribed mRNA catabolic process, deadenylation-dependent decay. The record is from RefSeq and is a predicted model, not a curated record.
AUGGACGGCACCGCCAGUCCUAACAUACAUACCAUCGUCAAAGCCCAGAUCGUCUUUCUUCUCUCAACGCUUACGGAGGACAACUUUGAAAGGAACCAGGUGGAAAUCCGUUCGUUGUCGGAGCAACAUGGCAUUGACACGUACCUCCACUUCAUCCGCCGCCUCAUCGUUCACUCCCACAGCAGACUCACCUCUACCGCCUCUCCCGCCGCGUUUGAUCAAUCUGCUGCCCUCACUUUUCGCUUGCUGGUGCAAGAAACUCAACGUCUUGCACGCGACCCCUUCCUUGCCGACAGGUUUCGAGAUGGUAUCGAUCGUGGAGAAGGGGAUGUCUUCCGCAACUUCGACUUCAUCAAGUUUGCCGAUCGCAUUGGGCUCAGGCCGCUGGAAAGGCUCAUCUUGGCGUCGUCCAUUCUCGCGGCUCCCACGCGCAAAGAACUCGCGGCGCAGGCGGCGACAGUCAUCCGGGUGGACUUCGAGAAUGCAGUCUUAGCCUUGUGCCAGCAUCCCUCCUUUGACCAUGCCGAUCUGAGCCCGAACCAGGUUGCCAAACUCUUGUCCAACUUGCUGGCGGAACCACCUCAGGACGCGCCGGUUUUGGAUGCGACACAGAGGCAGGCUCUGAUUCUGGCUGCGCAAGCCAAAUACGGCUCAGAGAUCGUAUCCCCCAUAUUGCAACGCAUCCUGCCCAAUUUGAGCCUGCCUAAUGGGACUUCACUUGUGCAGGCACUGGUGCAGCUAGGUCCUGAGGCCACCGCAGACCCUGACGUCGUUCGUGCACUUUUCGUGCGAUUCGGUCUGACAGAGAACAAUCCGCCCACGGACGCUCAAUUGGUUGAGGUUAUCACUUCCCUAGCAAGGUUAGCGUCUGAGGGAACACAUCUGCCGGAUGUUGGGUCUGUUGUUCGAGCGUUGAACAGCUUGAAUGGCGAACUCAACUGGGCCGCAGCUAUCAAGGCCUUCGACAUGCCUGACCGCCAAGGCGUGGACACGGCGACGUUGAAGCUCCUGAUUGCCAUCCUCAUGAAUGCACCACGCGACGACAACCAGCACGCGGUCACGGGGUUCUGGCAGUUGUGGUCAAACACGCUCUAUCAGCUCCGCCUCCUUGAUGCACUCCUCUCCCUUCCCGCAGAUACGUUCAACUUCGUAAACUUGCCUGGGCGGAAGAUAGUCACAGUGGAUGAUGUCGCUGGCGCAAGUCCCACCAUCAAGUCGCUCGCAGCCAACGUGCAAGGGCACACUUGGAACUCAUUGGAUUUGUUCGAGGUGCUCGUUCAAGCAGCGGACUUGAACAACCCAGAUGUGGAGAAUACGGUCCGUGAGAUGCUUGACAAGGCGGUCAAGAUCAGUGCCGAACUCGUUCACAUGGGGCUGCUACAAGUGCCUCAAUCACCCUGGAACGAUAUCCGUUUGGACUACACCCAGCGGCUUCUGGCUAUGUUCCUAGCCGGGCACCCCAACCACCAGCUAGUGUUCAUGAGGAUCUGGCAGAUCGAACCGGUGUAUCUCACCAACGCUUUCCGCGAUUUCUAUGAGGAGAGCCCGUUGAACAUUACGAGGAUACUGGACAUCCUUGACUCCUUACUGGAAGUCCGGCCGUUCACGUUUGCACUGGAUGUGGCUGCUCUUGCGUCUCGUCGCGAAUAUCUCAAUCUCGACAAGUGGCUGGCAGACAACGUGUCGGCGCAUGGAGCGGACUUCUUGCACGCCGUGAUAGCCUUCCUGGACCUCAAGAUGGAGAGUGAGAAAGCGCAGCGGGUUUCUGAUCCCCCGGUCGACCCUCGCACCAUGCAGCUUUCCCCGCAGACGAUCACCAUCUUCUUGCGAGUCCUGCGCAACAGCUCUGCUAUCAUGCACGAGAGUGAUAUCGACUACUGCCUCGAAGUCCGGAACGCGUGCCUCCAAAUUCACCCUCGUUUGAUGAACCUCAUCCCCGGUUCGGAUACGGAGCCUGGAUUUGCGGUUGUCAGCUACUCCGCGGAAAUCGAGACAGAGGUCGACGGCAUCUACAAGCAGAUGUACGACGAGCAAAUCACGAUCGACGACGUGAUCAAGUUGCUGCAGCGCAACAAGACGUCCAGCAGCCCUCGCGACCAUGAGAUCUUCUCCUGCAUGCUCCACUUCCUCUUCGACGAGUACAAGUUCUUCCAGCACUGCUACCCACCUCGCGAGCUUGCGAUGACCGGUUACCUCUUCGGCUCGUUGAUCCAGUUCCAGCUGGUCGACUUCAUCCCCCUCGGCAUUGCCAUCCGUUAUGUCCUAGACGCGCUUGGCUGCCCACCCGAGACGAACCUAUUCAAGUUUGGUCUGCAGGCUCUGUCGCGCUUCGAGUCCCGGCUAGCUGAAUGGCAGCCCCUCUGCCAGGCACUCCUCAAGAUCCCCCACCUUCUUGAGGCUCGCCCCGAGCUAGCGGUCAUCAUCCAGCGCGCCUUGGUAAAUGGUGAUAGCAGUAGCAGCUCGGCUGACCUCCGCACCCUGCAGUCCGCGUCGAUGCCCGAGACGCCUCCGGUCUUCACCGCAAUCCAGCUGGACAGGCUUGACGGAGAGCCUGAGGCGCCGCCCGAGGAGGUUUCGGACAAGAUCCUGUUCAUCGUGAACAACCUUGCGCCGUCAAACUUCGAUGCGAAGCUGUUGGAGAUGAAGGGACAGUUCCAGGAGCAGUACUGCCGGUGGUUCGCCAACUACCUUGUGGACCAGCGUGUUAGCACCGAGCCCAACAACCACCAGCUCUACCUUCGGUUCCUGGAGGCGUUGAACUUACAACCGCUCUCCCACUUCAUCUUGCACGAGACGCUCGUGAAGUCGGCUAUCCUUCUCAACUCGGAGAAGACGAUGCAACUUGGUUCGGAGCGGGCGAUCCUUAAGAACGUAGCUUCAUGGCUAGGAAGCAUCACACUGGCACGGGACAGGCCGAUCAAGCACAAGCAGCUGUCGUUCAAGGACCUCCUCAUCGAGGGAUAUGAUAACGGAAGGCUCAUCGUCGCGAUUCCCUUCGUCUGCAAGACCCUGGAGCCCGCCGCGAGGUCAAAGGUCUUCAGGCCACCCAACCCUUGGCUGAUGGCCGUCGUCAGCCUCCUCACCGAACUAUACCACUUCGCCGAGCUGAAGCUGAACUUGAAGUUUGAGAUCGAGAUGCUCUGCAAGGCGCUCGAUGUCGACCUGGACAUCAUGCAGGCUACCACCAUCCUCCGCAACCGCCCUCUCACCGACUCCCUCUCCGGCCCUCCCCUCCCAGACUACGUCGGCGACAUAGACUCCCUGCCUAUGGGUGGGUACGACCCUACCGCGCAGACUCCAGGAGAUGCUCAGGUGUUACCUCUAGGCCCGUCCAGCCCCUCGGAGACGCAGCGUGUUCUUGGUGCCCACAUCGAAAACAUCCUGUCCAGCGUCCUCCCCCAGGUUACGUUCAGUCCGCAGUUGGCCCCCCUGAACACGAACCCGUCUUUCAAGCGCGCAGUGCAUAUGGCUAUCGACCGCGCCGUCCGCGAGAUCAUUCUCCCGGUCGUCGAACGUUCCGUCACUAUCGCUGGUAUCUCGACGCGCGAGCUCGUCGCCAAGGACUUUGUCACCGAGUCGAGCGAAGAUAAGAUGCGCAGGGCUGGACACCUCAUGGCGCAGAAACUGGCUGGCAGCCUUGCUCUCGUUACCUGCAAGGAGCCGCUGAAGGGCAACCUCGGCAGCCAUAUGCGGCACUUCCUUACCGAGUUUGGCUUCACGGAGCAAAUGGUCCCAGACCAAGUUAUCUUCCUUUUGGUCCAGGACAACAUCGAGCUUGCGUGUAGCGCGAUCGAGAAGGCGGCAAUGGACAGAGCGGUCAUCGAUGUGGACGAGGGCUUCGCCGCUGCUUACGAGCUGCGUAGGCGUCACAGAGAGCAACGUCCCGGCCAGGCCUUCUGGGACAAUGCUUCUCUGCAGUCCCCCAUCGUCACCUCUUUGCCCGACCCGCUGCGCAUUAAGGCGUCUGGUGUUCAGCCCAGCCAAAUGCGGGUUUACGAGGAGUUCAAGGAUUACACCGAACCCAAGCGCGGCUUCACCAGCCGUCCCAACUCGACCGCCUCGUAUACGCGCAAUGAUCAGAUCGCCUCGCUGUACAGCCCGUCGCCCAUGCCUGAGCAGCCAUCUCAGAACCUCCUGCGACCCCAGGAGGCUAUGGAACGCUUCAACGCCCUUGUCAGGGACCUCGAGGCCGUCCUUCUUCAGCUCCCCAUCACCUCGCUCGCCGCUCUCCCUCCCAAUCAUGAGGUUCGCCACCUUGUCCGCCAAAUCCUCUUCCUCGCCGUCGACUCCCUCGACCGGACGCGCACCCCUCUCCUCAUGUCCCAGAAGAUUGUGCAGCUCCUCUACAAGACGCCGUCGCAGCUUGGCCGCGAGAUCUACGUCGCUCUCCUCGAUCAGCUCUGCCAUUCGUUCGAGGAUGUCGCCAAGGAGGCAAUCACUUGGCUGGUUUACGCCGAGGACGAGCGCAAGUUCAAUGUGCCCGUCACUGUCACUCUCCUCCGGAGCGGUCUCGUCACCAUCGUCCAGGAAGAUCAACAGCUGGCGAAGCAGCUCUAUACCGACCCGAGGCCUAGCUUGCAGACCUUCGCUGCUGGCCUUAUCCGGGAGUACCUCGCCGCCGAUCCGCCGUUGUCGACCCAAGGACAGUUCUCCUACUCGAUGGAGAUCCUCACUCAGCUUGCACAGUCGAACAAGGCGAACGAUGAAGUCCUCCGGCUCCUCGACGAGCUGCGCGGCGUUCGCCGGCCAGCUCAAGCAGCUGUGGAGGCUCAGCCAAUUCGGCAGCCUUCCGUCAAGCCAGAGACGGAGAGUUUGCGGGAGAAGCUGUUCAUUUGGUUCCAGCAAUGGGUCAGCAUCUACCAGCGGUCGCACUCGCCAGAGAAGUCGUUCGUGCCGUACAUCACGCAACUUACUCGUCAAGGCAUCCUGAAGGCCGAGGACACGUCUUCGUUCUUCUUCCGUGUCUGUGCAGAGUCGAGCGUCAACAGCUACAUCAAGCACGUCAACGCAGGGGAGUUUGGCUUCGCCUUCCAGGCCCUCGACGCCAUGUCGCGCUUGAUCGUGUACAUCAUCAAGUACCACGGCGACGCGUCUGGGGUCAACAACGACCAGGCGAAGGUCCACUACCUGACGAAGAUCCUGUCCAUCUUCGUGCUCGUCCUUGCGAACAUGCACGAGGAGCAGGGUCCCGCCUUCCAGCAGAAGCCGUUCUUCCGGUUCUUCUCCAGCCUGUUGAACGAUCUCCACUCUAUCGAGAGCAGCCUCGGCACCGCGUACUUCCAGCUCUUGUUGGCCAUCGGGGAUACAUUCAGCUCGUUGCAGCCGACGUACUUCCCGGGCUUCGCCUUCUCGUGGAUGAGCUUGAUCUCUCACCGCCUCUUCAUGCCAAAACUGCUCCUGUCCGACGGCAGGGAGGGUUGGUCUGCUUUCUAUAAGCUUCUACUCUCCUUGUUCAAGUUCCUGGGGCCCUUCCUCAAGUCGGCUGAUCUCCAGGCGGCUGGGAGGGACCUGUACAGGGGCACACUCCGCCUUCUCCUUGUCCUCCUUCACGACUUCCCCGAGUUCCUUGCCGAGUACUACUUCUCACUUUGCGACGUCAUCCCCCCGCGUUGCAUUCAGCUCCGCAACAUCAUCCUCAGCGCCUACCCUCCUAACAUCAUCCUACCCGACCCUCAUCUCCCCGACAUCGACUUCGAGUCGAUCCCCGAAAUGGGCCCUAUCCCACCCAUCCUCUCCGACUUCGCAGCGGGCCUCCGUGCCGGUGAUCUCAGGCUGUACCUCGACCAGUUCCUGUUGAACAGGAACUCUCAGCCCACGUUCCUGUCCUCACUCAAGGAUCGUCUCCUUGCCCCACCUCAGGAGGCCGGAGCUGAGCCUUACAACCUGUCUCUCAUCAACUCCCUGGUCAUGUACAUCGGAGUGUCCUCGGUGGCUCAGGCUAGAGCGCGCAGUGCAGGCCCGCUGUUUGUCCCUACGGACCCCGGCGCUAUGGCUCUGCACUACUUGGCGACCAACCUGGACGUGGAAGGCCAGUACCACUUGCUCAACGCGAUGGUCCUCCACCUGCGCUACCCGAACGCGCACACCCACUGGUUCACGUUGCUUAUGCUCCACCUGUUCCACGAGAUCGAGGCCGACAGCUUCAGGGAGGUUAUGACCAGAGUCCUGCUCGAGCGGUUCCUCGUUCAUCGCCCUCACCCUUGGGGAGCCCUGGUGACGUUCAUCGAGCUCCUGCGGAACCCGAAGUACCAGUUCAGGCAGCAGGACUUCGUCAACGUCGCGCCCGAGGUUACCCUUCUCCUCGAGAACGUCGCUCGGUCUAUCUUCACCUCGUAG